Messenger RNA from Odontomachus brunneus, 1214 nucleotides. RefSeq lists its product as uncharacterized. The transcript has 3 exons. Lineage: Eukaryota; Metazoa; Arthropoda; Insecta; Hymenoptera; Formicidae. The record is from RefSeq and is a predicted model, not a curated record. The coding region runs from base 698 to 1084 and encodes 128 amino acids.
ACUGUAUUUUUUUGGCGAGUCAAUCGUCAAUUAAGAAUUGCAUUAAUUAAGAAUUGCGUCAAAGCUCCUGUAUAUUUAUUCUAUAAUUUUUAACGAUAAUAUCGUUAUCGUUCAACGUCGUUGCGCAGCUAUUACAUUAUAUUUAUAUGACGACUCAAGCGUUAAGAAAUUACAAAGCAGCCCUGCUAAGAAUUUCCACUGUUGCGGAACCUUGGAUUGAUGACGUCAGAAACGAGAAGACACAUGCCAAGAAUUUUUGCGUGCUAUUUUUAAAUAAAGAUAUUUGUAUGAAAGAACAGUUCAGAACGCUUGAACAUAUCUGUAAGAUGAAAAUGAUAUGCAAGAAUUUUUGGCAUGCGUUUUCUCGCAGUUUUCUGACGUCGUCAAGCCAGGAUUUCGCAGUAAUAGAAUGCCAGGAGCCUUAAAAAAUAUAAGAUAAGGGAUAUCGUAUAUACUGAGUAUAUAUCGGGAAAAGAUGGAAAUUGUUUCGUCCGCAAUAGCGCUGAUAUCGAAAGCGUGUUUGUCUUUUGAAAAAACAAGGGAUAGUCUUUUGCAACGCGAACGUCAAUAUGACAACUGCCUUCGGACGAAUCACUGGUUAGAACCGGUGAAAAUAGUAAAUUGCCAAGUGACGUUACCUCAGUCCAGAUAAUCGAGAACGGUUCCGUCGUAGGAAGCGGAAUCUGCACAGCGAAAGAUGGGAAACGCGAACUCCACGCGGCCGCCUAAGACCCAGAAAGAUCGAAAGACAGAAGGCCACGGCAGCGCAGAUACCGGAAAAGGUAGACGGUCCGUGAGCGGAAACGGCAGAGCGGCGGCCGGUUCGAGUACGCGGAACUUCGGCAAGCGUGAUCGCGUCGGUGCGCGAGCGACGAACCCGUUCAUCAUUUUCUUCCUGCAGUUGCGCAGCAAGAAGCCGAAGGAGCCGGUCACCGUGGUAGCACGGGCCGCCGGCAAGUUGUGGGGUCGCAUGUCGUCCGAGCAGAGGAAGAAGUACGUGGAUCUCGCGAACGAGGAGAAGAAGCGACGACAGGAACACAGGCGACGGCGAAAGCAUUCGAAUGCGCGCUCCAGGAUGAAGUAGUGGAGGCUUUUGGAGGAUCGGAUACAGUAAAGCGCGGACGACUCUGUGUCGACAUCAUGCACUACUAUACAUGCUGCACUUAUCAUCGCACUCGCUGAGACAUCUGCAAAUGACCAGAGCUCAGUUAUCA